AUGGGUUUCUUAACUUUUGAUCCUCGCAAUCCAUUGAGCAACUUCGACAUGCACAUCCUCGGCUUAAAAAUUUGUGGCUUAUUACCUCCUGACGACAAAAAGAAACGUUUUUUGUAUGAAAUUUACUCUUGGUUUUUGGUAAUUUUCUUUCUUUACCUCUUCAUCGUCUCGCAAAUUUUUUAUUUGGCAACUGCCAAGGAUCUGGAUGACUUUGCGAACGCUCUUUAUUUCUUUUUGACGGAAUUGGUGACAAUUCCGAUGCAUUUUCAACUGAAAAAAUCAAUCAAAGUUGCAACGGAUUGCAUUGAAAAACUAAGUUCUGCGCGUUUUUUGUCGCAAAAUGACGUCGAAGAUGGUUUCGUGGCAUGGGCAAUGAUUCGAACGACACUUUUUCAUCGCCCGUCAGUUGGUUUGUGCUUUUUGUGUCUCUUUCAAUGGUCCGUUGCACUCUUUUUGUCGGGCAAUGAGCAAAAUUCUAUCGUUCCUGCGGUGUUUCCGUUCAAUUUUGAGGCUGGAUUUGGGUUUUAUGCGGUUUGGGUUUAUCAACUUUUGGGAGCAGGAUACAGUGCAGUGCUUUAUGCGACAUUUGACACGCUUGUGACGGGAAUAUACUUUCAUGCAACGGCUCAAAUCAAUCGUUUGGGGUAUCAUUUAUCGCAGAUUGGAUAUCAAAAGAAGCAAAAAUCCGAUUCUAAAGGAAAAAAUGGAGUCAUAAUUGUGAAAAAAGCUCCUCCUGCUGAUCGACAAGAACAAAUCAAAGAAGAAUUGAUCGACUCGGCGAUACAUUAUCAGGAAAUUUUGACAUACUGCGAAAAUUUCAUCGAAACAUUUCAACUUGCGAUUUUUAUUCAACUUGGAGUCUCAUUGUUCGUCUUAUGUUUCACUUUAUUUCUCAUCAUGAACGUUGCAGAUGGAGAUAUCAUGGCUUCAACGAAUAUUUUGCCCUAUUUCGUUACAAUAGUUUAUCAAUUAUGGCAACUUAGUUACACGGGGAACGAAUUAUCGCAUGCUUCAAAUAAACUCUCAGAUGCAAUUUAUUUCGCUAAUUUUCUCGAAUUCAACGUUAAAAAUCGAAAAUUAAUGCUUUUGUUUAUGACUCGAACAAUGAUGCCGAUAAAAGUGACAGCGAAGGCUUGUUUCGAGAUAGUUCUCGAUAUAGAAACAUUCAUCGCGAUAAUGCGUGCAAGUUACUCGUAUUGUUCCGUCAUGAAAUCAGUUCAAGGCAAUUAA
Messenger RNA from Culicoides brevitarsis, 1230 nucleotides. Its product is annotated as odorant receptor Or1-like. Gene Ontology annotation, molecular function: olfactory receptor activity; odorant binding. Gene Ontology annotation, cellular component: plasma membrane. The transcript has 7 exons. Gene Ontology annotation, biological process: sensory perception of smell; detection of chemical stimulus involved in sensory perception of smell. The coding region runs from base 1 to 1230 and encodes 409 amino acids. The record is from RefSeq and is a predicted model, not a curated record. NCBI's taxonomy places the organism in Eukaryota, Metazoa, Arthropoda, Insecta, Diptera, Ceratopogonidae.